UGGGAGGAGGGUUUAGAGCUGGGGCAGGCAGAGCAAGUCAGAGAGCCAGGAACUGCAGGAAGCCGUCCAGGGAAGGAGCAGUGAGGGGAAAGCCCAGAACGGCUGAAUUGAGGGUCCCUGGACGGGAACCUGGAAUGGGGGCAGGCCUAGGUUCCCCUAGCAGUCACUGAGGGCGUGGUAUAGAUCAGUGGGGCAGUGAAGGGGAGGAGUGCCUGGGUCAUUAGGAAGAACAGAGAAUGGAAGGACUUUACCCCAGAAGCAUGGAGAAGGCUGCCUGACCUCCCUGGAGGGCUGAGUCACAAAGUGGAUGCUGUGGUUCCUGGGAGAAGAGAACACAUGCAGGGAUGGUCUGACUGCAUGCAAACUGUGGAAGCUGGGGGUUCACCUUGAGAACUAAUCCCCAGAGUGACCAAGACUGGGUGCCAGACUUGUGAAUAUGCCCAAAGGUGGAAAUUCUCUUGGACCUUCCCAGCCCAAUAGAAAACAUCUGCCUCUGCAUUUCCUAUGCAUCGUGUUCUCCCCUGUCCUGCAUAUUGUCCCCUCAGACUCAGUGAAUUUCAAAGUGGUCAGCCCCGCUCAACUCCUCAUGGUGUCUGUGGGUGAAGAUGUCCUGUUGCCCUGUCACCUCAGCCCCAGGAUGAAUGCUGAGGACAUGGAGGUGAGGUGGUUCCGGUCCAACUUCCCUGAAGUGAUCCAUUUGUAUCAGGAUGGGAAAGACCAGCCUGAGCAGCAGAUCCUGGAAUUCCAGGGGAGGACAGAGCUGCUGAGAGAGAACAUCACUGAGGGAAGCGUUGUCCUGAGAAUACACAGCAUUAGGCCUGCUGACGAAGGACAGUACAGCUGCUUCUUUCAGUCUAGCACCUUCUAUGGAGCAGCCUUGUUGGAGCUGAAGGUGGCAGGUUUGGGCUCUGGGCCCCACAUCUCUGUUGCUGACUACGAGGACGGUGGGAUCCGGGUGGUGUGUACAUCGGGUGGGUGGUACCCAGAGCCUGAAGUGCUGUGGAGAGAUUCUAGUGGGCAGCAUGUACCAUCAUUGUCCCAAAUGAAAUCCCAACAGGAAAAUGGCCUGUUUGAAGCUCAGAUUUCUGUUGUUAUAAAAGAAAGGACACAUCCUGGUUUGAAUUGUUACAUCAGGAAUCCCCGCCUCAACCAAGAAAAAGAGUCAACAAUUCACAUAGCAGACCCGUUUUUCCCAAGGACUUCCCUCUGGGCGGUGGCUCUGGCUGUGGUCCUGAGUGUCCUGGGUUUUCUCAUUUUCCCAGCCAUUUACUAUUCUUGGAUGCAGCACAGAGAGAAAGGGAAACUCUUGGCUGAACUUCGGUGGAGAAGUGCCCAAGUACAUGCAGUGGAUGUGACUCUGGAUCCAGCCACAGCUCAGUCCAACCUCAUCCUGUCCGAGGAUCGGAAAAGUGUGAGACACGGAGACACACAACAGGAUCUUCCCGACAACCCGGAGAGAUUUGAACCUUAUGUCAUUGUUCUGGGCACGGAGGGGUUCACGGGCGGGAGGCAUUACUGGGAGGUGGAGGUGGGAAAGAAGCCUGAGUGGACUCUGGGGGUUUGCAGGGACUCUGUGAGGAGGAAGGGAAGUAUCAGUGUCACAUCUGAGAGUGGGUACUUUGUGGUGUGUUUGAGAGACGGAGAAAAAUACUGGGCCCGCACUUCCCCCCUAACUCGCCUCCCUGUGAGUGUCAGGCCCGGCCAGGUGGGGGUUUUCCUGGACUAUGAGGCAGGUGAGGUCUCGUUUUACAAUGUGACUGACCGGUCCCAUCUCUUCACUUUCACUGGCACCUUCUCCGGGAUGCUCCGCCCUUAUUUCAGUCCUUGUCUCAAUGAAGGGGGUAAAAACGUGGAUCCCCUGAUAAUCCGCCCGGUCCCGGCUCCGCCCGGAGGGAAUCCCGGUCCCUGCCAGUGACCCCCGCAGCAGAGACUGGCCCCUCCCACCACUGACCAGCCCCCAGGCCUGUUCCCAGGGGGAGGGUGUAAAGGCAUCAGCUGCCUGCCCCCGCUACCUCCUCCCCUCUCAGCUCUCAGCACCAGGCCUGUGAGCUGAAGGGAGAGGAGAGAGGGAGAGAAGGGGUGGGGUGAGGUGAGGUCAGGCUGCGUGGAAGUGGGGAUGCAGGGGCAGAGGGAGGUGCAGGUUCCUGGGCAUAUAAAGUGAAAAUGUGGGUCUCAUGCUGCAGGCAUUUCAGACAAUUAUUUGCACAUUGAGUGUGAGUGACAGUCAGAGAAAUGCUCCUGCCUGGCCUGGUCUGAAGGGAGAGAGUCUCGAACAGUUGGGGGAGUCCCACGGCUCUGGGGAGGGCACUGGCCUGACUCAGCUACAGCACAGAGUCCUGCUGAGACAGGCAGUGUGGGAGGAGAGGGGUUGGUUGGCUUAGGGGAUGAAGUUGCUGCCCCUGACU
Messenger RNA from Dermochelys coriacea (leatherback sea turtle), 2405 nucleotides. RefSeq names its product butyrophilin subfamily 1 member A1-like. Gene Ontology annotation, biological process: T cell receptor signaling pathway; regulation of cytokine production. NCBI's taxonomy places the organism in Eukaryota, Metazoa, Chordata, Testudines, Dermochelyidae. The coding region runs from base 437 to 1915 and encodes 492 amino acids. Gene Ontology annotation, cellular component: external side of plasma membrane. Gene Ontology annotation, molecular function: signaling receptor binding. The transcript is spliced from 8 exons. The record is from RefSeq and is a predicted model, not a curated record.